GUGGUUUGUUUUUAUUCACCCACUUCACUGUAAUAAAGCCUACAGAAAAGAACCUAUGUUAUACGGUCUCAAAAGAUAUGCCGGUAGUUCGUGUUUAGCAUUUAAGAGAAUAGUUUCGGCAACAAAGCGCUGUGAAUCGCAUAUAAAAAGGGCACCAACUACAAACGAAAUGGGUCGAUAUGUUGUCUUCGAUUGCGAUGUCGGCAACGACGAUGCGUGGGGUUUGAUGAUGCUUAUCAAAGCUGAGGAAGCUUUUAAAAAGCGUGCCGAUCUUGCGGAUUCUCCAGCAAGGUUUGAAAUUAUCGGCGUUACAUGCGUUCAGGGUAACACCAAUGUCGAUCAAUCGGUGAUUAAUACGCUCCGUGUGCUGAAUGCAGCCAAUAGAAAUGAUUUACCUGUUUAUAAAGGUUGCGCUACACCAAUUAUACAAAGGCAAUGGGCAAAUCCGGAAAACUUUCAUGGUGAGGAUGGUUUCGGCGAUGUGCAGCAUGAAACACAAGUCAAUUUGGAUUUAGUGCGUCCAGAGCAUGCGGUGAAUGCCAUGUAUGAUUUUGUUUGUAAGCAUCCGAAAAAGGUUGACUUCUUAUUGGUGGGUCCACUCACUAACUUUGCGAUGUGCAUCAAUAUGUAUGGUUCAGAGUUCUUGGACAAAGUUGGUCAAAUUUAUAUUAUGGGCGGCAAUUAUAGAGGUAAAGGCAACAUCACGAAAAGUGCCGAGUUCAAUUUCAUGAUGGAUCCAGAGGCUGCACAUAUUGUUUUAGCCAGUGUAGACACGCCAUUAACAAUACUUCCUUGGGAAACCUGUAUCGAUGGCGAAUUCGAUAUAACACUUGAUUGGCGUUUGAAUGUGCUCGGCUCCAUACAAACUCCUUUUAUCGAAUUGCUGAACCUGGUGGAACGCGCUGUUUUUAUACCGAAAGGUAUCACACGUUGGCUGGUUUGUGACGCGGUAGUCGUCGCAGCAUACCUUUUCCCACUUUUAACGGUAAAAGAGAGCCGACACUAUCAUGCUACCGUUGAACUGGCCGGCACUCAUACGCGUGGCCAAAUGGUGAUCGAUCACUUAAAACAGCAAAAGGAUAAUGCCAACAUCAUUAUGGAAGUCGAUGGUGAUCAAUAUAAAAAGAUUAUUGCCUGGACAGCGGGGUUGGAUGGAGUAGAUAUGGCGUCGGAAUUAGGUAGAACUAAUAUGAGCAGAUACGUAGUAUAUGAUUGUGAUGUCGGCACCGAUGAUGCAUGGGGUCUGAUGAUGCUCAUCAAAGCUGAGGAAGCUUUUAAAAGGCGUGCCGAUCUAGUGGAUUCUUUAGCGAAAUUUGAAAUUAUCGGCGUUACAUGCGUACAAGGCAAUACCACGGUCGAUUGUGUCGUUGUAAAUACGCUCCGAGUGCUGGAUGCAGUCAAUAGAAAUGAUAUACCAGUUUACAAAGGUUGCUGCAGUUUACUAAAACCACGACCUUGGGAGAACCACAAGUAUUUCGUGGGAAAAGAUGGUUUUGGCGAUCUAGAACAUGAGAAGCCGGUUGAUUUGAGUUUGGUGCGACCGACGCAUGCGGUGAAUGCGAUGUAUGAGUUCGUCUGCAAGUACCCUAAAAAGGUUGACUUUUUCUUGGUGGGACCACUUACCAAUUUUGCGAUGUGCAUUAGUAUGUAUGGCUCAAAGUUCUUGGAUCAAGUAGGCGAAAUUUAUAUUAUGGGCGGCAAUUAUAGAGGCAAAGGCAACACUACUAAAAGCGCCGAAUUCAAUUUUAUGAUGGACCCAGAAGCUGCACAAAUAGUUUUCGAACGCGUUGAAACGCCGGUCACUAUAUUGCCUUGGGAGACUUGUGACGAUCAGGCUUUUCGCAUUACACUUGAUUGGCGCUUGUAUACGCUUGGCGCAAUAGAAACCCCUUUCGUGCAGCUUUUAAAUCGCGUGGAGCGCGCUAAUUUAGUGCCUAGAGGUGUGAAACGUUGGUUGGUUUGCGAUGCACUGACCGUUGCUGCUUACCUAUUUCCCCACUUAGUGGUGAUGGAGCGGCAGCUCGAGCAUGCUUCCGUUGAAUUGGCUGGUAUUCAGACACGCGGUCAAAUGGUGAUCGAUCACUUGCACCGGGAGAAGCCGAAUGUCAAUAUAAUUUCAGAGAUCAAUAUCGAUAAUUAUCGGAAGAUAAUUGCUUGGACUGCAGGACUGCGUGGUGUACAUAUGGAAAGUGAAUUGGGAAAGUCGGUUGAUUAAGUUUGAAUAAAAAUAUUUUCUACACAUCAAUAAAGUAGUUUUGUGUGUAGUGGUACCAAAUGGUGUUCAAUUCAACUGGAGCUUUUAUAAAAUUUGAAGCAUUGCUCAUCGUAGAAUUUGUUUAGCAUACUUUUAGGCGCGUUCACUUUAAUGUGCACGAUCGGCGAUCUUCUUUGACGAAAUUUGACAAUUUUAAGUUGUUGAGGCUGCAAUAUAAAUUAAAAUUAUGUAAAAAUUAACAUGAAGUGUUUUUAAAUGAUAUCUAUAUUUUUAAAAUACUAUUAAGGGUUGAUGUGUAGUAUAGGAUUAGUAUGUAAAGAUAUUUUUUAAUCCAAUUGGUUUUCAAGAAGUUGUAUGACCAAUAAUCUAGAUUUAUUAUAAAGAUUUUAUUUUCAUUAUGGUUUUUCAUUAUGUUUUAAAGCGGCUGGCUCUAAUAAAUUCCAGCCGAGAUGCACAAUUUUCGUUCAUUUUUUACAGCAAUUUAUUUGUCGAAUUUAAAAAAUUGUUUUUAGUUUUUCAUGAACUUCCCAACAACUAAUAACCUAGCGCGUUAAACAAUGAUAACAAAAAGUCAAUAGCACAUAUCAGUAUACAAUUUUGCUAAGGCAGCGCAUUUAUUACAUAUGUUCAACCCCAAAUUCGUAGACCAGUCCCUACAAUUUCGAAUUAUGUGUCAAAUAAAAACUAACUGUAUUAUCAGGUUUGCAUAUAAAAACAAGUUCCGACAAUCAGUUGUCAGAGGUGUGAGUAGGUGUCACAAAAAACAAGUGUAUUUGCGCUUAUAACUGUAACUUGUCUCGAAAAUAUAAGAGCAAGUUAAGCAUAAACUGAGAUUGACUGCUGAUUUCAUUAAAAUUAUUUUGAUGCUAAUUUUGGAAUUUUUAUUUGGAGAAAAUAGAAGGUUUCGGAAAUCAAACACGCCUAAAAAGAAAAUGAAGCGACAUUAUCAUCUGAAAUCGGAAGUGGUGUACGAGUGCAGCACAUCAUUUACAGCAACAAUCAAUCAAACUAAAAUUGCGCGCCAACGAUCUCCAUACAGCAUUCGCACAAACAGACUCACUUGGCCACAUCGAGUGAAUAGCGCAAUCGAGUAUCAAGAAGCAAAAGGAGAACAACCUCAAACGCAAACUCAGAAGCGUUCAAC
Zeugodacus cucurbitae (melon fly) is the source of this 3359-nucleotide messenger RNA. RefSeq lists its product as uncharacterized. Gene Ontology annotation, molecular function: hydrolase activity, hydrolyzing N-glycosyl compounds. Lineage: Eukaryota; Metazoa; Arthropoda; Insecta; Diptera; Tephritidae. The record is from RefSeq and is a predicted model, not a curated record. Bases 56 to 2215 code for a protein of 719 amino acids. The transcript is spliced from 12 exons.